Molecule: messenger RNA, 582 nt
Organism: Nerophis lumbriciformis (worm pipefish)
Lineage: Eukaryota; Metazoa; Chordata; Actinopteri; Syngnathiformes; Syngnathidae
Product: phosphoinositide 3-kinase regulatory subunit 5-like
Biological process (GO): positive regulation of MAP kinase activity; G protein-coupled receptor signaling pathway
Cellular component (GO): phosphatidylinositol 3-kinase complex, class IB
Molecular function (GO): 1-phosphatidylinositol-3-kinase regulator activity
Source: RefSeq, a predicted model, not a curated record
AUGUUUGCUCCUCGCCUGUGUCCUCACUCUGUCACACUUCUGCCCACCCUGAACUCGCUCUGCCCCACUCCAUCCACGCCGGGCUGCGGGGAAGACAAAAGGGGGGUCCGCUCACUCCUCUCCGGAGCACAGGAGGCUCAGCGAGGCACUUCGGUGGGAAACAGUGACAUCUUGUGGUCAACAUUGCGUACUGCAAGGUCAAGAGGUGAAAACUUAUGGCUGUCAGUGAGAGAAGUGGUGAAAAAGCAGUGCCCUCCUAAGUCCAAAAAGAGUACCAGUCUGCAGCACGUCUCCAUCACGGGGGAGAAGGUAAACAAAGUGGAGGUGAGCAGUGGGACUGAGGGCCAGACCUUCGCCGUGUGUCUGGACCAAGACCAGAGGAAGUUCCUGCAGAGUGUCAGCAGGCUGGAAGUGUCGCUGUGCUGCAAGCCGGGCAGCUGGAAGUUGGACAGGCAGUCGCCCGGCCAAGUCCGACCUCUGCACCCGUCUUACUGCUCCCUGCUCUGCCUGCCUGUCGUCUCCUUUUCUGCAGCGUAUCCAUGACGACGCUUCCAACACGGUUCUGACACCUAAUGGCAGAUG